Messenger RNA from Pungitius pungitius (ninespine stickleback), 4941 nucleotides. RefSeq names its product aldehyde dehydrogenase 1 family, member L2 (gene aldh1l2). Gene Ontology annotation, biological process: biosynthetic process; 10-formyltetrahydrofolate catabolic process; one-carbon metabolic process. The transcript has 23 exons. NCBI's taxonomy places the organism in Eukaryota, Metazoa, Chordata, Actinopteri, Perciformes, Gasterosteidae. Gene Ontology annotation, cellular component: cytoplasm. The coding region runs from base 251 to 3022 and encodes 923 amino acids. Gene Ontology annotation, molecular function: formyltetrahydrofolate dehydrogenase activity; aldehyde dehydrogenase (NAD+) activity. The record is from RefSeq and is a predicted model, not a curated record.
GUAAGGAGCAGCACGUAAUCGGUGUCUCCCUCCGCUGUCGAGUAUAAGCCGGCUGUCGCGAGCCCCUCCACUGCCACUCCUCUCACUCCCAGACACACAUUUAGAGGCAGGUGCGUGUGGGUACGCGCGCGCGUGUGUGUGUGUACAACAGCGCACAUAACUCAACAGCAGGUCGGAUAAAUCCUGCAGCCUUUUGGAUUUUUUUUUUUAGAGAUUUUUUGAAUACAUAUAUAUUUAAAACCCCACCAUUAUGUUGUGGACGGCGAGUCAAUUCGUAAGGAAAUUCUCCAGCACGUCCAAUUGCUACCAGAAUAAGCUUAAUCUGGCGAUAAUAGGACAGAGCCUGUUUGGACAGGAGGUGUACAGCAACCUGAGGAGGCAGGGCCACAAGGUGGUGGGCGUGUUCACGGUGCCCGACAAGGAUGGCAAGGCCGACCCCCUGGCUGUGGCGGCGGAGAAGGACGGGACGCCGGUGUUCAAGUUCCCGCGGUGGCGGGUCAAGGGGAAGCCCAUCCCGGAGGUUGUAGAAGCCUACAAGGCAGUGGGAGCCGACCUCAACGUCAUGCCCUUCUGCUCCCAGUUCAUCCCCAUGAACGUCAUUGAUGACCCCAAGCACGGCUCCAUCAUCUAUCACCCGUCCCUCCUGCCCCUGCACAGAGGAGCUUCGGCCAUCAACUGGACCCUGAUCCACGGCGAUAAGAAAGCUGGAUUCACAGUGUUCUGGGCCGACGAUGGGCUGGACACCGGACCCAUCCUGCUGCAGAGGGAGUGUGCUGUGGAGCCCAACGAUACCGUGGACACCCUCUACAACCGCUUCCUCUUCUCAGAGGGUAUCAAGGCCAUGGUGGAGUCGGUACAGCUCAUUGCUGACGGGAAGGCCCCUCGGAUUCCCCAAAGAGAGGAAGGAGCGAGCUACGAGGGCAUUCAGAAAAAGUCCAACUCCAAGAUUAACCUGGCCCAACCGGCUGAGGCCAUCCACAACUGGAUCCGCGGACAUGACAAAGUUCCUGGUGCCUGGACCCUCAUAGAUGGUCAGUCUGUGACCUUGUACGGCUCGUCCAUGCUGGGGGGGUCUGUACCUGCCGGUCAGCCCCUGGAGAUUGAGGGGGCCUCCCAGUCGGGCCUGGUCACCCAGAACGGCCUCGUGCUGUACGGAAGCGAUGGGAAAGCUCUCGUGGUGAAGAACCUGCAGUUUGAAGAUGGGAAGAUGAUCCCUGCCUCUAAAUACUUUUCCUCUGGGGAAAGCUCCAGGGUGGAGCUGACCGACGACGAAAACAAGAUGGCGGAGGAGAUCAGGAACAUCUGGAAGGGCAUCCUCAGCAAUGUCCCUGCCAUUGAGGACACCACAGACUUCUUCAAGUGCGGAGCCGCCUCCAUGGAUGUUGUUAGGCUGGUGGAGGAGGUGAAGCAGAAGUGUGCAGGCGUCCAGCUGCAGAACGAGGAUGUGUACAUGGCUUCAACCUUCAGGGACUUCAUCCAGAUGUUUGUCCGCAAGCUGAGAGGGGAGGACCAGGAGGAGGAGCUAGUCAUUGCAUAUGCAACAAAGGAAGUAAACAACAUGACAGUGAAGAUGCCAAACCAAUGUUUCAUCAACGGGAAGUUUGAGGAUGCAGAAAACGGCAAGGUCUACGAAACCAUCAACCCUACUGACGGAUCGGUGAUCUGCAAGGUGUCCUACGCCUCGGUAGGGGAUGUAGAUCGGGCUGUGGCGGCUGCCAAAGAAGCGUAUUACAGUGGGCCGUGGGGCAAGAUGAACCCGAGGGACAGAGGCAGCCUGCUCUACAAGCUGGCAGACCUGAUGGAGGAACACCAGGAGGAGCUGGCCACCAUUGAGUCCAUCGACUCAGGAGCUGUGUACACGCUGGCCCUCAAGACCCACGUGGGCAUGUCUAUCCAGACCUUCCGAUACUUUGCCGGCUGGUGCGACAAGAUCCAUGGCAAGACGAUCCCCAUCAACCAGGCCAGACCCAAUCGUAAUCUGACCUUCACCAAGAGAGAGCCUCUGGGCGUGUGUGCCAUCAUCAUCCCGUGGAACUAUCCCCUCAUGAUGCUGGCGUGGAAGAGCGCCGCCUGCCUCGCUGCGGGGAACACACUCGUCCUCAAACCCGCCCAGGUCACGCCGUUGACGGCCCUGAAGUUUGCUGAGCUGUCGGUGAAAGCAGGCAUUCCAAAAGGAGUCAUAAACAUUUUACCAGGUUCAGGUGGUAUGGUGGGACAGCGUCUGUCCGACCACCCGGACAUCCGAAAGCUGGGCUUCACUGGCUCCACACCCAUCGGCAAACAGAUCAUGAAGAGCUGUGCGCUCAGCAACCUGAAGAAGGUUUCCCUGGAGCUGGGGGGUAAGUCGCCUCUCAUCAUCUUCAGUGACUGCGACAUGGACAAGGCGGUUCGCAUGGGCAUGAGCUCUGUGUAUUUCAACAAAGGGGAGAACUGCAUCGCUGCUGGACGUCUGUUUGUGGAGGAGUCCGUUCACGAUGAGUUCAUCAGCCGAGUGGUGGAGGAGCUCAAGAAGAUGAAGAUCGGAGACCCGCUGGAUCGCUCCACAGACCACGGCCCACAGAACCACAAAGCCCACCUGGACAAGCUGCUGGAGUACUGCGAGGUUGGACUGAAGGAGGGAGCGACUCUGGUGUACGGAGGGAGGCAGGUGGACAGGCCAGGUUUUUUCAUGGAGCCCACGGUGUUCACUAACGUGGAGGACCACAUGUUCAUCGCCAAAGAGGAGUCCUUCGGCCCAAUCAUGGUGGUGUCCAGAUUCCAAGACGGAGACGUGGACGGCGUUCUGCAGAGAGCCAACGACACAGAGUAUGGCCUGGCCUCAGGUGUGUUCACCCGAGACAUCAACAAGGCCAUGUACGUGAGCGAGCGGCUCGACGCCGGAACCGUAUUCGUCAACACGUACAACAAGACAGAUGUGGCUUCACCUUUUGGUGGCUUCAAACAGUCCGGCUUUGGCAAAGACCUCGGAGAGGAUGCUCUCUUGGAAUACCUCAAGACCAAAGCAGUGACUGUGGAGUACUGAGGCUCACACUAUCCCAACAAACCAAAUGUGUUGGGAGGAACUCGAGGAGGAACUCGUACGUCUGCUUCAGUCAGACAUCCAGCUUCAUUCAGCAUUGCUUCUGGACAGUAUGUGUGUGUGUGUGUGUGUGUGUGUCUGAAUAAGAGCAACAGUCUGGGAUAUGUGACUGACCUGGGACAAGGGACACAUGUGGUUUACACCCAUCUGUGUAGCUUAAACAUGGAACCCUUAUGGGAGCCGAGCUGGUUCUGACUCUUUUCAAGGUUUUGGUUGCAUAGGAGCUUUUUUACGUUAAAAACACUGUUGUCAUCCUGAAAACAGUAUUCCCGUCAUGAAUAAUCAUUUAAAUCAGUUUAAUCAUUUUUAUCAGUUCAGUAGAAAAUGAUCAUGCAACACUGCCUUUUUCAUUCUUUUUAUAUCUCUUUGUUUCCUCAUUAACAGAUGUGGUCUGUUAUUAGUUUAAGGAAUAUAACCCAUCUGCACACAAAGGUGAACUGUUUUUGGAGCAGCCCAUGCUCUGCCUGGAAAGACUAACAAUGAGAGGUUCACCUGGUCAGCAAACCAACUAUAAGUACGUAAGGCUAUUGGUGGUUGAGAUUGAUCAGUGACAUGAUGGGAUUUGGGGUCAAAAAGUAAGAGUUACAUUUGAAUGCUUAAAGCAGUUUGUGAGAAUAAUCUCAGCUCAACGGCCAUUUACAAGGUUUUUAACUUUUUAAACGUUUUCACCCGCGAGACCAGUGUGCAACAGAACGUUUUACGAUUGUGACAUUGUUGUUUAAACCUAACUUUACGCAGUUGUUUUCAUUCAAUUUGAAGAGAUUGCAUUUUGUGAGUAUUUCUGCAGGGAGACAGUGUUGAUUUCUUUUUUUGCCAAUGGAUCCCUCUAAAUCACACCCUAGCUUUUUACAUUAGCUUUUCUCUGGUUGAAAGUUGUUUGGCAGUCACAUGUGGUCAGCUAUAACCACGCCCCCACAGUGAUGUCACAGCUUCCUCACACACCCUGGAGUACAUCGCCGCAAGGUGAGCAGUUAAAGCUCUGGAGGUCAGCAACCUCCAGGUUUUUUUAGGACGUGUUACAGUCUAAUAUUGUAUUAAUAUUAUUAUUAUUUUUUUAAUGCAAGUUGAAGAACCAUUCUUUAAGAAUGAUCUCAUCCUUGACACGUACAGUUCACUUAUGUAAACAAAACAUGGUUUAGGGACUCGAAACUUGGUAACAAAUAGAUUACCUCAUUCAACCAUCUAGUGACUGUUUAAUUACAUUGUUAUUGAUUAUUCCCAUUUGUUGCUGAAGCUGUGACAUCCAAUACUUGAGCUUUUCGCUGCGUCAUAGCAUCACAUGAAAAGUUAUGUUAUGAGGAGAUCUUGUUGAAAAGACAAACACCUACACUUAACUUAAACCCUAGUUAGUUCAAUCAAAGUGGGUUUUUUUAAGACAGGUGUCAAACCUCAUAAGAGGCUCUACAUUACUUGAAGUCUGAAUGUCAGGUCGGGUUUAAAUAUCUUUCAUCAGUAUUUCAUUUACACUACAGCAGAUAUUGUGAGCCAUCCGAUACCUUCUCCCCUCUUACACACUCAAGAUGUGAUGCCCCCACAUCACUUUAUAUUUAGAUUUACAGUUUUUCUAACACUUUUAGGGAAAGUGGUUUGAUAUAUUUUAAACAAGAAGACUGUCCAAGCACAAUAUUACAUUUAUUAAAGACAUACCAGCAAGAUGUUUUUAUGUAGGGUAUCCUGUAUAGCGAGCUUAUUACACGUCUACUUAUUGAAUAAAUCUAUUAUUCAACUCAAGCAGCAAGGGCCAAGAAGCAGGUGUUUGGUUUUCUCGACCUGUGAAGAAGGCGGGAUGUGUCCCUUCAAUACCAGAAUGUCCUCAGCCAGUAAUGUCAUACAAGGGUAAAUAAACUUUGCUUGGAAUUUGA